This is a messenger RNA of Onychomys torridus (southern grasshopper mouse), 4131 nucleotides long. It is a transcript of the gene Mmp28, whose product is annotated as matrix metallopeptidase 28. Gene Ontology annotation, molecular function: zinc ion binding; metalloendopeptidase activity. The coding region runs from base 160 to 1464 and encodes 434 amino acids. Gene Ontology annotation, cellular component: extracellular matrix. The transcript has 6 exons. Gene Ontology annotation, biological process: proteolysis; extracellular matrix organization; collagen catabolic process. The record is from RefSeq and is a predicted model, not a curated record. Lineage: Eukaryota; Metazoa; Chordata; Mammalia; Rodentia; Cricetidae.
ACCCGCGGCAGGCAUCGCGGGUGCCGGACGACCUCGGGCGGCGGCGGAGCAGGGCUCUAGAGAGCCCCGGAAACCGGCAGGUCUGCGCGUGGACCACGACGAACUGGCAUUCGCCGGAGUCGGGCGCAGCUGACCACCAGGACCCCGCAGCUGGCCGCGAUGGUGACCGGCGUGAGGCUCCUGCUGCGCUCCCUGCCACUGCUGCUGUGGAGCUGCCGGGAUGCACAGCCCGCCCGGCUAGGACGCCCGGAGCUGCGCCAGGAGGCGGAGUGGGUGACAGGUAACAAAUGGUACAAGCAGCAUCUCUCCUACCGCCUGGUGAACUGGCCUGAGCGCCUGCCCGAGCCAGCUGUUCGAGGGGCCGUGCGAGCUGCCUUCCAGUUGUGGAGCAAUGUGUCAGCGCUGGAGUUCUGGGAGGCCCCAGCCACAGGCCCUGCUGACAUCCGCCUCACCUUCUUCCAAGGGGACCACAAUGAUGGGCUAGCCAAUGCAUUUGAUGGCCCAGGGGGCGCCCUGGCACACGCCUUCCUGCCCCGCCGGGGCGAAGCGCAUUUCGACAGCGAAGAGCGUUGGUCCCUGAGCCGCCGCCGCGGGCGCAACCUGUUCGUGGUGCUGGCGCAUGAAAUCGGCCACACGCUCGGUCUCGCGCACUCGCCCGCGCCGCGCGCGCUCAUGGCGCCCUACUACAAGAAGCUGGGCCGCGACGCCCUGCUCAGCUGGGACGACGUGCUAGCGGUGCAGAGCCUGUAUGGGAAGCCUCUGGGACGCUCAGUGGCCACCCAGCUCCCCGGAAAGCUAUUCAUUGACUUUGAGGCUUGGGACCCUCACAACUCCCGGAGGAUACGCCCCGGAACCAGAGGUCCUAAAUUCUGCCACUCUUCCUUCGAUGCCAUCACUGUAGAUGGACAGUGGCGACUGUACGUCUUCAAAGGGAGCCACUUCUGGGAAGUCACAACUGACGGCAAUGUUUCAGAGCCCUGUCCCCUACAGAAAAGGUGGCCUGGGCUGCCUCCCAAUAUUGAGGCUGCUGCAGUGUCGCUGGAAGAUGGAGACUUCUACUUCUUCAAAGGGAGUCGAUGUUGGAGGUUCCAGGGCAUGAAGUCUGUGUGGGGUAACUCACAACUGUGCCGGGCUGGAGGUCUGCCCAGACACCCGGACGCAGCUCUCUUCUUCCCGCCUCUGCGCCGCCUUGUCCUCUUCAAGGGCACCCGCUACUACGUGCUGACUCGAGGCGGGAAGCAAGUGGAGCCCUACUAUCCUCGCAGCCUGAGGGACUGGGCUGGGGUCCCUGAGGAGGUCAGUGGCGCCCUACCAAGGCCAGAUGGCUCCGUCGUCUUCUUCAGAGAUGACCACUACUGGCACCUGGACCAAGCCAAACUGCGGGUGACCAGCUCCGGCCGCUGGGCCACAGAGCUGCCCUGGAUGGGCUGUUGGAAUGCCAACUCAGGAGGUGCCCUGUUCUGAAGGCGCCCCAUACUGAAUGAACAGUGGUUGCCCCCCCCCCCCCCCCCCCGCGCGCCCGAGGGGCGGGGCCUGUCUAGGAAGCCUUGAACCUCGCAUGAACUUCUCAGUAGCACUGGCUUCAGCAGGAAAUCUGCAUUUAUUCCCCGUGGUCGAAGGAGAAACAAAAAUAGGAUUUCCAUAGCCCUUUCCCUCAAGGACCUCCUUCCUUCCCACUCCUGAUGCUGAUGAAGAGACAUCUGUUCUGAGGAAAAUGCAGUCUCAUGCCCGUAGUGCUGAGUCCCACCAGAGAAGAUGCACAACUCAACUGGGGGUGAGGACCACUCUGCAGGACCUUCUUUUCUAUGCCUUUCAGGCUCAGUGCUUGGGAAAUCGCAUAUUAUUCCAUCAGAGACCUCACCCUACUUCCCACGCCCAGCAAGUUUGGAUGUGGCAAAGGCUCCUCUCCACCGUCAGAGGCCCUUUGUUGGAUCAAGAAGCAGAGCAGAAGGGAACAUGGUCCUCUUAGGCCUGACUUCUUGUCUGGGGUGAUAAAGAAGUACCCCUAGCUGGUCAGCCCAGAGGUGUAGCUGCCUUCCUUGGGCAGAAUCUUUCCACCCUUCUCAGUAGAAGCAGAUGAGUGUGGGGUGCUUGAGACACAGGGACCAUACUCUUAUAUCCAACUAAGAGAUAACCAGCUGUGUAUGGUUGUCAUGGAGAGUGGGGGUGCACCUGUCUUCAAAAAGCAGACCAUCUUCACCCAGUUUGACUUCCAGAUGGACGUCUUGUGCAGCAGGAAGAUGGCAGAGGGCCCUUCAGGGUCUGACCAUUGCAGGCACUGGGAAUACAGCCUCCAUAGUGCACUGCAGGUUGGGUGAGGCCUGUUUGCUCUCAAUGGCCCCAUUCUCCAGGCCACACACGCAGCAGCAUUCCGAAGCUCAUGCUGUCUAGCCAAGAAUAGCUGGGAUUCCUGGAGAAGGAACCAGCUCCCCAGCUUUCCCCUUUUGUCUGAGCCAGUCUUGGUAUUAAUUUUAGCAUCUGGAUCUCCAUCCCACCCUGCCUCCCCCUCCACCUACCAAUGCCUCUGCACACACACACAUACACAGUGACCACCGAGAGCCAGCUCUCAGGGAGGGGAGAACGAUUUGGCAGGGGAGCAGCCCACAGUUCCCCAGAGGCAUUGCUGGCCCUGUGCCCUCCUUUCUUCUCUGUGCAGUGGACAGAAUGGCCUUUGACUGCCCUUAGAUGCAAGUACUUUGUACUGCCCAGUCCUGGGGAGACCAUGGAGGAACUUCCCUGCUAUCCCCUGCUUUCUGGGUUGUACUCAGGAGAGAGAAAGGAGGGUCCCAUCUUUAUCACCCCACUCUACUUCAGGCGACUCUGAUUAGAGACUUUAUUGAGGGUUUAGAGGGAAAGAGGUACUUUCUUAAAGGGCAGAGGGAACCCCGAGGCUGUUUUUCUCCAGGCGAUGCCCCUGUUCGCCUGGCCAGAAAGACAUGAAAAAGAAUACAGGUGAGGCUGUAUUGGAGGCGGGGUCAGGAGAGCUGUAGAUGUUGGGUACUGUCUGGGGAGUAGUGCCUAGGUUUUGCUGUAGUUCGGCAAGACAACAGGUGUGAACCGACAGUGGACCUUUUCACCGGAAGGAGGCGCCAAGGACGGCGGUUUGAAAGGACAGCUCUGUGGAACGCACUAGAGAUAGAAGAGUUUGGAGCUUUGCGGGUGCAGAGGCUGGGACUGGAUGCACUCAGAGCUCUUGGCGGCUUCCGCCUUACCCAGGUCAGGGUGCUCUAGAAUACAGUGCUCUAUGUAGGCCGGGUGGCUAUGCAGGCUCUUGCAUUUCUUGCAGAAAAGGAUCUCGCAGCGCGCACAAACCCCGCGGCGCGGUGGCCGCCGUCGCGUCUCCAACACGCACGGUUCUUCCGGCGCACCACGCUUCCUACGGGCGGGGGACGUGAGUGCUCAGUAGCCCUGAGGCCCUCCUCCCUAAAGCUCGGCCCCGGGUGCUUGCAUCUCACCUGUCCGCAGGGGCCGCCAGGCCACCCAGCAGCGCGAACGGGCUGAGCCAGCCCCAGAAGCCGCUGUCCGAGCGUCGCAGCAGCGCCACCUGCUGGGUGCUGGGCUCCUGGCGCAGCGGGCAGUAGCACACCGAGAGGGCCUCGCGCUCCUCCGCGUCGCGGGCGUCCUCCUCGACCUCCGCCGUGCCCUCGGGAUCCUGCUUCUCCACCUCCGACGAUGACGAUGACGACGAAGACUCGUCCUCCAGCUCCUCCUCUCUGGCUUCGGGCUCCUCCACCUCCUUCUUCCACAGGGGGGUCUUCACGCCUGCAGGCGGGGAGGGGGAGCCUGAAUCCAGCAUGCCUGGGGGAGAUGCCACCGUCCAGCUGCUGCCUGCCAAACGGCUUCCGAGUCCCAGAUUCCCCGACUGCGGCCAAGUUCCCGCCCUCCUGAGCUUCCUUGCUAAGCAUUCCAAGCAAGUCACCUCGCUUCCAUCAAGCUCCAUUUUUUUUUUUCCGUCUCUGAAGCGGGAAAAGUAGCACCUACCUCAAAAGUGAUUGUGAGGCUGACUCUAGAUAGUGUCUGGGUAAAGCACACAGUUCCUGCUUGCUGUUGUGCAAGCAAUCAACGACAUAUAUUGCCAACACGGAAGGAGGAGGGUUACCCAACGUUAAUAAACAUCAAUUGCUACUUCAA